AUGUGGCUGGCAUAUCAGUCAAUUGGUGCUAUUUACGGAGACAUUGGAACCAGCCCUCUGUACGUUUUCUCAGCAGUGUUCACGUCUCCACCGGAGGCGUACGAUUUACUUGGAGCUCUUUCGCUCAUCAUUUGGGCGCUGAUUCUCAUUGCUACGGUGAAGUAUGUGGGAAUUGUGCUCUGUGCCAAUAAUCAUGGCGAAGGCGGUUCAUUUGCGUUACUUUCUUUGAUUAGACGCCAUGUUCACUUGGAUUGGCGAGAUAUACUAUCCGAAGAGAGUGAAGAGCAAACUUACAAGGAAAAGAAGCUAAGAAGCUUCAAUUAUUCGGCCAGGAAUGCCCUGAGGCAGAGCCCUAUGGCCAAGCGGCUGGUAACGGUUUUAGCUGUGCUUGGAGUUUGCAUGGUCAUGUCUGAUGGAGUGAUUACUCCUGCGCAAUCGAUUCUGGGCGCAGUUCAAGGUAUCAAAAUUUCACGUUUUGCCAAUCUUGAAUUUUCCUAA
Uncinocarpus reesii 1704 is the source of this 498-nucleotide messenger RNA. RefSeq lists its product as uncharacterized. The coding region runs from base 1 to 498 and encodes 165 amino acids. Lineage: Eukaryota; Fungi; Ascomycota; Eurotiomycetes; Onygenales; Onygenaceae. Gene Ontology annotation, molecular function: potassium ion transmembrane transporter activity. The transcript has 4 exons. Gene Ontology annotation, biological process: potassium ion transmembrane transport. Gene Ontology annotation, cellular component: membrane. The record is from RefSeq and is a predicted model, not a curated record.